AUGCUUUCCCAAGGGACACAAGCAAAGGAAUCCACUUCCCGGAUAUUGAACACAUGUUGCCCCAAAGUGACAGGGAUUAUUCAAGCAAACUGACUGCUCACAGAUAAGACAUGAAUCUAGAUCCAGGUAUCCUCUGUUUCAAUCACUGUGGGUGCCAAGUAUUUUGCUUGGAAUUACCAGAAAUUUGUCCAGUUUGUAGAAAGCAUUUGAAUGAGUCAGAGACUAUCGUUCCUUUCAGGGUUCCGUAUCCAUUCGUCAGAGCCAAGCAGUACCCAUGUUCUGUUUUGUUGAAACCAACGAAUGGCGACUUCUUAAAUAACUUCAGAAUAUCUCAAGACCUGCACAUAGGCGUGACCACGUCAAAAGGUAUCGUAAUCGAGUUUGACAACGGGGGAUUACGCAAGGAUAGAACUGAAUCGUGGUCGCAGUGCUUGUUGGUCAACCAAUUAGAGGAUGAUGCAUGGAAGUCACACUGGGAUGACACUCUAGAGGAAAUGGCGCAGCAAAACUGCUGGACUCCUGAAAAGUACAAUGAAGACACAUUCAACUGCUAUACAUUUGUUUUAUUCUUUGUACGGUGUUUGCAUUAUAGUAACAUGAGUUCAGCUGCCGCAAGUAGAGAAAAGUUCUGCUCCACAUUUGUCACUCCUCGUACAAUUAUUGCUUGCAAAUACAUUGCGCUGUAUCGCCAACUGAAAGAUUUUGGUUAUCACGUUGUUCAUGACCCUCGCACUGAUAAAGUAACUGCUCUCUUGUUACCGUCGAAAUGAUCUCUUGUUUUCCCUCUCACUCUCAUUUAAAUGUUUGUAGGUUUUGGAUGCAUUAAUUUGAUAAUAAAAAGAAAUUACUAAUAGAA
This is a messenger RNA of Bemisia tabaci, 856 nucleotides long. The record is from RefSeq and is a predicted model, not a curated record. Lineage: Eukaryota; Metazoa; Arthropoda; Insecta; Hemiptera; Aleyrodidae.